Messenger RNA from Aspergillus neoniger CBS 115656, 987 nucleotides. RefSeq names its product PLP-dependent transferase. Gene Ontology annotation, biological process: biosynthetic process; amino acid metabolic process. The coding region runs from base 1 to 987 and encodes 328 amino acids. Gene Ontology annotation, molecular function: pyridoxal phosphate binding; transaminase activity. Lineage: Eukaryota; Fungi; Ascomycota; Eurotiomycetes; Eurotiales; Aspergillaceae. The transcript is spliced from 5 exons. The record is from RefSeq and is a predicted model, not a curated record.
AUGUGGACACUAUAUAAUCUGUCUCUUACUCUCCUCAUCUGCUUCUCGCAUACUGGUGCCACUCAGUUCCUUCAGACGGACUACUUGUCGCCUCGGGCAGAGAAUGCAAUUUACUACAAUCAGGGUUGGAAAAACCUUAGCAGGGAUGUUCUCUCCAGACCAUAUGAUAGAAUAUCUCACGACGGAAUGUACUUCGUCAUCGACCCGCUCUAUCAUUUAACCUACGGUCAGGGAGCUGCUGGCUCUCCCUUUCUUCGUAAAGCUGUUGCAGAAUUCUUCAAUGCCUAUUUCGAUCCGCGUCAGCGGGUUAAUGAAAGUGAAAUUAUCAUUGGUUCAGGUGGGAUCAUCAUUCCUCAACCUUUAUAUAACGGCUUUCCUACAGAUACGCGACUGCGGAGCCAAGGCAAGCUGCUCCCUGCGUCUUUUGUGUGGGAUAAUGAGACCUACAAUUUCGACAAGGUAUUCGAUGCGACAGCAAUCAAUGAUUCCCUGGAACGGACUUGGAACGCAUUAAUCGCCAUCGCACGCUUCUGCGGUAAACAUAAAAUCCACUUUAUCUCCGACGAGAUUUACGCGAACACCGUCUUCAGCAACCCCGGGAGCAACGCUCCCAACUUUACUUCGGUUCUUUCCCUUGAUCUGGAUGACAUUAUUGAUCCUAGGCUCGUCCAUGUCCUGUAUGGAAUGAGUAAGGACUUUGGAGCAAGUGGGCUUCGACUGGGUGUUCUGCAUUCUCGUAAUGAGGAUUUGAUUCAAGCUGCUUACGGUGUGAACCUUUUCUCCUGGCCCUCCUACCUUGUCCAGGACAUGUGGGGCCGUCUCCUCAAUGACACGAUCAAGACGCAUGAAUUCCUCGAGGAAAAUAAGCGGCAGCUUGGGAAGGCCUACGGUACAGUCACUGACUGGCUUCGGAAUAAGAGCAUCGAGUAUUAUGAUCAAGGGUCGGUCUUGCUUUCCUCCAUAGGCUCUUCUAAUUGCCCUCGCUGA